CGUUCGGCGGCGGCUGCGGAGCGAUGGCGGCGCCGCUGGCGGCUCCGGGCGGCGCCGGGGCCGGGCCCGGGCCCGGGGCGGGGGCGGCGCGGGGCGGGCGCGGGCCGGCGCUGCGGGAAGGGGCGCGGGUGUCGGCGCUGUGCCUCGCCUGGUACGGGCUGAGCGCCGGCGGCAAUGUGGUCAACAAGCUGCUGCUCGGCGGCUUCCCGCGGCCCGUCACCGUCUCGCUGUUCCACAUCCUGGGGCUGUGCGGGCUCCUGCCGCCGCUGCUCCGCGCCUGGCGCGUCCCGCCCGCCGGCCCCGCGCAGCUGCCGCCCCGCGCCUACCCCCGCUACAUCCUCCCGCUCGCCUUCGGCAAGUACUUCGCCUCCGUGUCCGCGCACGUCUCGCUCUGGAGGGUCCCCGUGUCCUACGCGCACACAGUGAAAGCCACGAUGCCCAUCUGGGUGGUUCUGCUGUCACGGAUCAUCAUGAAGGAGAAGCAGACGACGAAGGUGUACCUGUCUCUGAUCCCCAUCAUCACUGGCGUCCUGCUGGCCACGGUCACAGAGCUGUCCUUUGACAUGUGGGGACUCAUCAGUGCACUCGCUGCUACCCUGUGCUUUUCCCUUCAGAACAUCUUCUCAAAGAAGGUGUUGAGAGAUUCCCGAAUUCACCACCUGCGGCUGCUGAACAUCCUCGGGUGCCACGCUGUGUUCUUCAUGAUCCCAACCUGGGUCCUGGUGGAUCUUUCUUCCUUCUUGGUAGAGAAUGACUUGAGCUCCAUGUCUCAUUGGUCCUGGACUUUGAUGCUGCUUAUAAUCAGUGGAUUCUGUAAUUUUGCCCAGAAUGUGAUUGCCUUCAGUAUCCUUAACCUGAUCAGCCCCCUGAGUUACUCAGUGGCCAACGCCACCAAGAGGAUCAUGGUGAUCACCGUGUCCCUGAUCAUGCUGCGCAACCCCGUCACCAGCACCAACGUCCUGGGCAUGAUGACAGCCAUCCUCGGGGUCUUCCUCUACAACAAGACGAAAUACGACGCGAACCAAGAGGCAAAGAAGCAGCAGCUGCUCCCAGUGACCACCGGGGACCUGGUGAACCUGGAACGGCACCGGAAUCCUCCCGAGAAGUCCCCGAAUGGACUCGCAGCCUUUGGCCAGCACGGGGACUUCCUACGCGGCAACGUCCUCCCGGAGCACUUCCAGUACAGCAGGCAGGGCUAUCCCACAGCCUACAGCCUGAACCGCUUUGAUAUUUAGGGUCCUGGCGCACAGGACUGUGAGAUCACAGCGUCCCCAGCAUUAUCAGAGAACUUUCAGCCCCCCCGCGAGCGCCGCCGAGCUGCGCGGGUUUGGCAGCAGCUUUAAACCUGGACCAGCCAGACCUGACACUGGAACCAAACCCCCGGAGCAGAUCCUGGCGAGGCGCGCGCGUCACUGCAGAGCGGAACGUCUGUCACCGCUCCUUUCAGAGCCUGCCAGCUCCUUGUCCUCUUGGCAGCUGAGUUCUGGCCAGUAUCUCGUUUCCAUGCUGGUAAUGCCACCUUUAACUCGUUCUCUGCUAACGGUUCAAUGAUCCUUUUAAUGAAGCUUUCGGGAAGAAGGGAAAGCAAGGGGUACUUGUGCUGAUCAGGAUCAGCUGCAGGCAGGUAAACUCGAGCUCAUCUCCAGCAUCUGUGCAACCUCUUGUGGAUAUUCACAACUCUUGUGCCUCUGCCUUCAGCCCUGGGUGACAAAGCAGAAGUGUUUCUGGAGGAGCAGGCAGUGGAAGGAUUGACCUCUCCCAGAACUGCUUCAGGAAAAACACAGUUCUCCAAAUCACUGCUCAUGGCAGAGAGCAACCAAGCCCAACCUAAAAUCAUCAUUGUUUUCUGAAUCAUGUAGUCCUGUAAUCCAGACAUUGCUGUCCCCUGGCCAUGCAGGAAACUCCUUCACAAAUAAAAGUGUUUGGAAUAAUAUGAUUUUAUUUUUUUACUUGCUUCACACCUGUUCUUUCAAAAACUGUUUCGUUGCUUUAGAAAUUGACAGGUGAGAGGUGUUUUGUUUUCAGUUUUGUGCAGAAGUUAUGCUCUCAUAUAUCUUUUGAAUGCAUUGAUUUGAACAAUCACCAUUAUUAAUUGUUUCUUAAAACUUUUUAGCCCCUAAUUGUUUGGGUUUUUUAAAUUUCUUAAUUACUGCUGUUGGAGUAGCUGUGUGGAUUUAGCCUGACUUCCACUUCCUGCUGAAAGAAGUGAAAUUUUGUAUCCUGUGCUGUUCCUGCAACUCCCCUGGCUCGAAUAGGAAAUGAAAGAAAAACUGUUUGAAUCGGCAGUAAAUAGAUAAUUUAUGGCUAAGAACUGAUUCAGUAUAAACUCUAGACAAGGUGUCAGGUACUGCAUUUGUGUGUGGAAGGGAUGAAACUUGGCUUCCCUUCCUUUGAACGAAAUUCCUCGGAAUGAAGUGAAACCCAACCUGGAAGUCGUGUUUCACUGAAUCAGAAUUUUCUGUCAUUGCUUUAGUAAAAGAUUUUAGGGGCUUUCUUUCUUUCCCAGACUGUUGUACAGUGAGACUCCGAUAGCAUAAGUUUUAUGCUUUUAACCAGAGAGGUACCAGACACCAGUGACAAAAUCCAGGGUGUGUCACAGAACACUCCUCUUAUUUAUUGCUUUAAAAUGACCAUUUCCAUGAUGUGAGAUGAUGAUUUGGCUCCUUUCUGGAUAAUAAAGAAUUUAUUUUUAAGUGCAAAAUCAAGCUGAUCUUAUUCUUUUGGCUGCUGGGGUGGUAGUUACAUGAACAGCCUUCCACCAGAGAGUCCAAAAGAGGAAAUGGUCCUUCUGAAACUUGAGAGAUGGCUUCAAAAUGCUGCUGCUGCUGUGUGUGAGCAGAACUUCUUGCCUUGACUGGAGUUCAGUGUGUUUGUGCUAGCUGAGCACUUGGGCUUUUGCUAGAAAAUCUAAAUAAAUCUGGCCCUAACCAGGGCGAGCAAGGUCAUGAGGAAACCUUUCCUUCAGGUGAAAUUUCUUCUGCCUGUUGCAGUGUUAAUGUGUGUGUAAUUACUUCUUUUUAAUAUGGGAAAAUGCCAAGUGUGUAUUUCUAGGGCUCCCUUCACAUUUCAGUGCUUUUACCUGCCAGUAGCAAGGGUUUGGUGGACUCUGGAUGUGGAUUAGGUGCUGACUCUGCAGAGACUGAUUUGAGGAUGGGAGAUCCAGGCUGAGAUUUCAGGAGGGGCUGAAGUUCUCCAGCUGCUUUCAAAGGCUGUGACCUGCUGAAUUCCUGCAAAUGCUGACUUGUGUCUUGGUGCCUCAGUUUCCCUUUUGGGAUAAGGAGAUGAUUCUUCUCUGAUCACAGGGGGUAAGAUACCAGAAAAAAAGUGGCAGUGGGGGCCCAGAGAUGUGCAGGGAUCCUCUGAGUUCAUCGCUGUGCCAUGUCCCUACAAGCUCUGCUGCUACAGGGAGUAAAUCAAAACCAGAUCAGAGGCUUUAUUAAAUAUAUUCAGAUUUGUUUCCUUUUAAAGAACAUAACCAAACCUUUUCUGGCAGGUGUUUUCACACUAAGCUUGCCCUGCACACUCCCCAGGGCAGCUCUGAAGCUCAGCUUGUUCUGUAGCCUUGGCACAGCUCAGGGUUUCCUGUUCAGAGCUGUCCCAAAUUCCAGUCCGGGCCCGUGGCCUCACUCCUGUGAGUGAAACAAAACUCUGCUUGCAGGGACUGGCCCAAAAGAGGAUAUCCCACGAGGAAAAAGGGUCCUUUUAGGGCCCAGGGAAUGAAUCUGUUCCCUGGAGAGCUCCUGCUGCUGCAGCCGGGUCUGAGGGCAGCAGGGUGUGGUGCAGGGUGUCAUUAAAUCUGUCAGGUUCCACGGGCUGGAUGUGCUGGAUCCCAAAUCCCAGUCCUUUAGCAAUACUGCCCACAUUCAGGGAAAGGAACUUCCUGACGCUGCUGGAAUAAACACUUCAAUCUUGGAGCUCUGCAAGGGUUUUUGUUUGGCCAAGCGAGAUGUUUGUUUGAAGCAGGUUUGUAAAUGAGUGGCGUGUUUGUAGCCAGGGCUGUAGGAAGGAUAAAAGCUGCAAUAAAGAGGGCAAAGUCUACACAGCUGUGUACAAUGACCCCGUUAGUAACUCAAAGCCAAGGGUUUGGGUUCAUUCCUUGCAGGAAGCUCUGGGAGUGUCCUAAUGGCCACUGCUGAGGGGUUGGGUGGAUGUUCUCACUCACCAACGCUGUAACCAGGGUUAGAACUGGACUUCCUUGAGAUGUUUUGAUUUUCACUAUGCAUUUUUUACACAGAAAUACUCAACAACAUUGAAAAGCUUCUUCCCCAAGCAGCCCUGGGUAGUUGUGGAAAUAAGAAAACCAAUCUCUGCCCGCUCCACGUGGGUGUUCUGUUGGUAGUUCCAAAGAGUAUUUGGUGCUCUUUAAAAAUAUUCCCCCUGCAGGUUCAAUUUUAGUGCCCAGUGGUGGCGAGAGUAUCUUCAUCAUCUGGUAAAAUGUUUGUGGUUUUUAAAUAGCUGAAUGCUAAAUAAAAUUGAGGCAAGACUUA
Motacilla alba alba is the source of this 4487-nucleotide messenger RNA. RefSeq names its product solute carrier family 35 member E1 (gene SLC35E1). Lineage: Eukaryota; Metazoa; Chordata; Aves; Passeriformes; Motacillidae. The record is from RefSeq and is a predicted model, not a curated record. Gene Ontology annotation, cellular component: Golgi apparatus. The coding region runs from base 24 to 1235 and encodes 403 amino acids. Gene Ontology annotation, molecular function: antiporter activity. The transcript is spliced from 6 exons.